Molecule: messenger RNA, 1688 nt
Organism: Stylophora pistillata
Lineage: Eukaryota; Metazoa; Cnidaria; Anthozoa; Scleractinia; Pocilloporidae
Product: guanine nucleotide-binding protein-like 3 homolog
Cellular component (GO): nucleolus
Molecular function (GO): GTP binding
Source: RefSeq, a predicted model, not a curated record
AUCUCAGAGUCUGCGCACUAGUCCACCAUUUUGGAUAGAUUCACGUGGAGUGUUACCUAAAAGGUCGAGAACUAAAUAAAGUAUGGUCCGUCCAAAGAAACAGAGCAAGCGGAUGACAGCCCACAAGAAAUACAAAAUUCAGCGAAAGAUCAGGGAGCACCUUCGGAAACAACGGAAAGAGGCCAAACUUAGUGGAAAAACAAAAAAACACAAGAAAGAUCCAGGAGUUCCAAACCUUUUUCCCUUCAAAGAAGAAAUACUGAAACAAGCAGAGGACAAGAAAAGAAGACAAGAAGAAGAUAAAGAAAGAAGAAAGAGGGACAGGUUGAAAGAAGUGAAUAAAAAAAGAAAUCUAGAAAGUUUGCAGAAGGAUGCUGUCAAGAGAGGAAAGGAGUUUGAAAGAAAGGAAGCCAUCAAAGAAAAUUCUCAAUCAGAUAUUUACUCGGCCAGAAAAGCAGAGGGAUCCCUUAAAGCAUAUUACAAAGAAUUCAAGAAGGUUGUUGAUGCUGCAGAUGUUGUCCUGGAAGUAUUAGAUUCUCGUGAUCCUCUAGGAUGUAGAUGUCCACAGGUAGAGGAGGCAGUAUUAUCUUCAGGAGUCAAUAAGAAAUUAGUUUUGAUUUUAAAUAAAAUAGAUUUGUUUUAUACACUGUUGCAUGACAUCACUGUUGUCUUGUAUUGUAGCAUCAUCAACAGUUUAAAGAGAUGUAAAGCUUGUACUGUUGGAGCCACUCCAGGAGUUACAAAGAGCAUGCAAGAGGUACAUCUGGACAAACAUGUCAAACUUCUGGACAGUCCUGGUAUUGUGAUGGACAACAGAAACUCUGAUUCAGCUGUUAUAUUACGGAACUGUGUGAAGGUAGAGAGCAUUGACGAUCCAGUCCCAGCAGUUGAAGCUAUUUUAAAGAGAUGUAAUAAACGACAGGUAAUGGAAAAAUACUUAGUACCAGAUUAUACAGACGUGCAUGAGUUUCUCUCUCACCUUGGUAAGAGGCUUGGAAAAUUAAAGAAAGGUGGCAUCCCCAAUGUAAAUGCAGCAGGGAAAAGAGUAUUGAAAGAUUGGAACAGUGGAAAGAUCGUAUUCUAUACUCAUCCACCAGAACAGCACAAGUUACCUACCCAUUUAUCAGCUGAUAUUGUCAGUGACUGGAGCAAGGAGUUUGAUUUGGAUUCUCUCCAACAGUAUGAACACGACGAAUUGCACGGUCUGCGGGACACAAUGGAGGAUGCAAUGGUGCUUGAAGCUGGUGACCCUGUGGAUGCAGCUGAGAUCGAUGAAGAAGAUUUGGAAUCCGCUGAGGAAGAUAACGACUCAGAUGACAGCGACGACGAUGACGAAGAAGAAGAAGCCAUGGAAGACAGCGACGGGGAGCUGACACAAAAUGAUGGCAUGACAGUUCUCGUCAAGAAUUCAAAAUCUGUUGCACAUCCGAAGGAAGCCACGAAAUCUCGAGGGGCGACUUCAGGUGGACUGGAGCCGAAUGAAAUCAAUGAAUUUAAUUUACAGACCAAUAAGGAGAGAAAGAAGCUUUUUAAGAAGAAGCAGAGAGACAAGCGGAAGCAAGAAGCGAGUCAAGGGGAAGCCAUGGCUGAGGACGACGAUUACAACUUUUAUACUGACUUCAGUUGAAGAGAAAAGGCAUUAUCCUGGAGCAACGGCAAUAACAAUAAAAAAAAGCUUGGAUCUGGAA